AUGUACAAUGAAAUGGUGGAAAUAUUUUACUCACGAUAGCAUGAAAAGACUCUAACAGAAGAUGAGUAUGGAACAAAAAAUAUAUCCAUAAAUAGGAUUUAAUCUUCUUUGUAGGAACUAAGCACAAAAAAAAUAUAAUUAGAUGCUGAAAUUAAUCCUAAGAUGUAGAAAAGUAUUCAGAUAAUUGAUAGCAAAAAGUAGAUUCAAUCCUAAAAUGAAGAAAACUAGCUUAGUUAUAUUUAAAAUAAUAAUGAAAUAUCUUAUUUGUAAUUUAAGAAUGGAAAUUAUGAUACUGAUAUUCCAAAGUAGAAUUAAAAAUGUUAGUUACAAGACUCUUUGAGUAUGUCUAUGUAAAAUGAUAACAAAAAGUUAGUCUACUUCGACUGCUAUGACCUAAAAAAUAGUUUAUAACACAUUUAAAACAUUAAUAAUAGCACUUCCAAUUUAAAUACUCUAUUAGGCAGUCCAAGUUUUAAAAACAAACCUUAGAGUCACGAAUCAAAUACUCCACAAGGUGCUAAUGAAAUGCAAUAAGAUCAAAAAAAGGUAAUAAGCAAAUAUUUUACCUCUAAUAUUGAUUCAAAAGAAGUAGAAAGGGUAUAAUCUAAUUAACAGAGCGACAAUAAAAUUGAAUAUUAACAGGAUGUUUAAUCUAAAAAGCAAACUGGAAGCUUUAGAAUAGCAUUAUAAAAUAAUAAUAAUAAUUAGAACGGAGGAGGUGCUAUUGAAUCACCUAACAAAAAGUAGAAGUAAAUUUUAUCUUCUGUUCAUCACUUAUCUAGGAAAAAAGAUUCAAGAAAGAUUACAGAAAAUGAAAAAUAAUUGUUACAAAAAAAGUAAAAGAGAAAUAAUUUUAUCCAUAUUAUAAUGAAAAUGAAAAAUUAUGCAUAUAAAAUGGCUUCCAAUAUCGAAUCAAAAAGACUUGCUUUGCUUUAAAGGCAGAAGUUCUAUUAUUUAAGAGAUAAGACAAUUAAUUAUGACAAAUAGGAAAAAGAAAACUACGAAUUUUAUGAUUACAAUUAUUUCUAAAAAAUUAUUCAUUUAUUUUUUAAGCAAGCAAAUUCAAUUAAGCUAAUUAAAACAAUUAGAAAAAAUACUCCCACUAUUCCUUUAUUUCAUCCUUAGUCUAUUAUGAAGUUUAUAUGGGACAUUCUUAACAUGAUCAUUGUAAUUGUAUUCUUCUUUUAUCUUCCUCUAUACUUUAUUUAUGGUAUACCUUUCAGUUCUGCUUUUUAUCUGGAGAAUCUAGAUAUUUUUUUAGCAACUAUUGCUACUUUAGAUGUAUUUGUCAAGUUGAAUACUGUUUAGUACAAAAAAGGAAAUCUACUUCAUUCAAGAACUCUCAUUUUGCUCGAAUAAAUUUCAAAAGAUGGCCUUCUAAAUAUUUCAUUUGUAAUAAUUGUAUGGAUUAAUGUUGCCUAGCAGCGAAAUCAAUUAGAAUUAGUAAAAGAUAACAAAAUUAGUGUGUUGUUUUUUAUGGUAGCCCUUUUCAAAGUUUUUAAGUAAACUACAUUUAAAAAUCGAAUUUAUGAUAGAUUUUAUUUAAGGAAAAUGAAUAGAGGUUUUAUCAGCUUAUUGCAAAUUUUCUUCAAUUUAUUUAUAGUUUCCCAUUUAUUUGCAUGUAUUUGGUUAGUUUUUGGUAAAAUGGACCAAACAGAAGAUUCAAUAUUUUGUGCUUAACAAGGAUCUUCUUAUUAUAAUAUUAAUAAUUGUUCAUAUACUUGGCUUGAUAAAUUGCAAGGAAUAAAAAAUCUCAACUUCUAUGAAUAAUACUUGAGAGCAUACUAUUUUACAACUGUUACUAUGAUUACAGUUGGUUAUGGUGAUAUAAUUCCUGUUAAUAGUAGAGAGUAUUUAUUAUCUGUCUUGACAAUGCUUAUAGCUUGUGGUAUGUUUGGAUACAGUUUAAAUUCUAUUGGAUAAAUUUUAUCAGAAAUGAAUAUCAAUAAUAAAGAAUAUGAUGAACAUUUUAAUGCUAUUUAUGGGUUUAUGCAUAAAAAAAAUGUUUCAAUUGAUUUACAAGUUUAAGUCAGGGAAUAUUUACAGUAUUUUUUUAUUCAAUCAAACCAAGAAGAUAUUUAAAAGUAAUAAAAAGUUAUUGCCUUACUCCCUGAAUCCCUAUAAAAUUAGAUGAUGCUUGAGGCAAACAAAAUUGUAUUCGAAAAAUCUCCUCUCUUUAGGAAAAAUUUUAGCCAAUAGAUUAUUUAAAAGACCAUAAAACUUAUUGAAUAAAAAGAAUUCAAACCUGGUUAAAAGAUUAUAAUGCAAGAAGUAGAAAACGAUUACUGCAUUUAUUUUAUAGAAAAAGGAAGUGUAGAAAUUUAUAACAGCAAUAACAAUGAAAAACUAAAGGUACUUCAUAAAGGAGAUUAUUUUGGAGAAAUUUAAUUCUUUACAGGAAAAUCAAGUUAGUUAUCUGUCAGAAGUGUUGAAUUUACGAAAUUGUUAUCAAUUAAGAGAAGCAACUUCUAUGAGUUGAUCUAAAGCUCACCAAUUGACUUAGAAAAAUUUUGCAUGAUAAAAGAUUCUAUUACUUUUAACAAUAAAUUGGAUUUAGUUGGAGUUGUAUGCUACUGUUGUAAAUCAACCACUCAUUUAGUUACUGAGUGCAAUUUCAUCCAUCUUUGCUCUGAUAAAUUUAAAAUUAUAAAGGAAUAUGCCAAAAAUGAUUUCUAAACAAGAGACAAAGAUAUUUAAAGGAAAAGUUUCUCCUAUAAUUCAUUGUAAGUAAAACAUUAAGUUGAAGAGGGAGCAAAAUAAUUUAUAGAUGAGAAUUUAGAAGAUUUAAGUUGGCAAGGCUGGUUUAACGAUGCGAUGAAAUAAGAAUUUUAAGAAGAUUUAAAUUUAAUAAAAAAUGGAAGAGGAUAGCCUAGUUUAAGAACGAUUGGUAAUUAGCAAAAUUUAAAUAAUAUCUAAAAAAUAAAGAGCUAAUAAAAUAUACAAAAUUAGUUGUAGAAUAUAAAAUUAUAAUACCAAUUCAUUAAAAACACAAACGUAAAUAAUCAAGAUAAUACAAAUAUGAAUAUGAACUCUGAACUGAAUUAUAUAGACAGAUAAGACAGAUAAAGUAUAUAAAUUUAAUAAAAAUCUUAUAAUACGUUAGAUAAACAAAGUCUUCAAGUAUAAUAAAAAUCUAACAAUAACUUUUAGUACACAGUUAAUAAUGACGAUUAUAGUCAAUCUAGCAAUAAUGGUUGCACAUAAUGCAAAAAAGUUUAUUUUUCUAUCAAAUCUUUGUAAGAUAAAAUUGUUGAUGAUGAUUAAGGAGACAAUAAAUCUUAGUUAACCUAAUAGUGCUAACAUUCAUAAUUUGUCACUUAGUAAAAUUAACCAAGUAACAUUUAUAAUAAUUUCAUACAGGGAGAUGGAGGGAAUAUUCUGAAUACUCCAACUAACAGGUAACGCCAACUAUCUAAUAUGUCGGAAAUGUGUCCUUCCCCAUAUUCUGCUAACAAUAAAUUGUAUGUUAAUGUUAAUACUCCAAAUUAUUUCAACACAAAUAAUCUAAACCCAUAAACAUCUCUUGGGUUUUAAUUUUAUAAUCCUUAAAACAGUAACUACAGUAUUCCUGAGUUUGUGAAUCCUAAUUCUAGCUAGGAAUCUAAUCAUCUAACGAAUAAUGAUAAUUACUCAUAAUUUAGUAACAAAAUUAAACUUGAAGAUAAUAAAUUGUAUAACAAAUAAAUCUAUUAACAAAAAUCAUUCAACUAAAAUGAUCAAAAAGAAUAAUAUGCUAACAAAAGUUCUUUAAAAACUGAUAUUUUAAGCAUGAAGAAAUCAUAAAAUCGUUAUUUGAGUAAACAAUUAAGUAGCUAUUUCCAAAAAUAAGCAAAUGAAGCAUUACUAAAAUAAUUAAAAGAAUUAUUCCAGUAACCUUAAAAAUAAAAUACACAAGAUUGUGAUUUUUAGUUUGAAACUCUUAAAAGUUAUUAAUUUUACAUGCCUUAAAAUAAUUACGAAAGAGUUUUGUUGCUAUAUUCUGUACAAAUGAGAAAGCACUAAACAUUUCAAUAUAAAACUAUAAAAAGUCUAUCAAAUAAAAAUAAUGAUAACAAGCCAAAUGAACCUAAUUAAAAAUCUUAACCACCACAUCAAAACGAAGCUCCUAAAAAUAUUUAAUAUUACUAAGACCUAAUAAAAGAAAACUAAUUACAAAAUCAGUCUAAAUAAUAAUUAGAAGAAGAUUCAAAAAGCAAUAAAUCGAAAUGA
Tetrahymena thermophila SB210 is the source of this 4209-nucleotide messenger RNA. Its product is annotated as cation channel family protein. Lineage: Eukaryota; Ciliophora; Oligohymenophorea; Hymenostomatida; Tetrahymenidae. The transcript has 3 exons. The record is from RefSeq and is a predicted model, not a curated record.